Messenger RNA from Anisakis simplex (herring worm), 783 nucleotides. The record is from the annotation of a GenBank genome assembly. Lineage: Eukaryota; Metazoa; Nematoda; Chromadorea; Rhabditida; Anisakidae.
AUGGUAUCUUCCACACCGCUAACUUCUCUCAGUAUUAUCUGUACCGUUUGUGUCCUCACAGCAUUCCUUGUGCCGUCGUCCAAAGUGUUGGUUACUGGUCAGAACUUGGAGAAAUCGCGUUCCGUAUGGGUUGAGCAAGGUUUGAUCCGUGGAAAAAUCUAUAAAAUUGGUGACAACUACAUGCAAAUAUUUCGCGGUAUUCCAUAUGCUGAGCCACCGAUUGGAAAAUUGCGAUUUCAGAAGCCUGUGAAACGUUCUCGAUGGCAGAGAGAGUAUCUGGCCGUGGAUUACGGCGCUCCUUGUUUGCAGUUCAUGGAAUUUCAUCGUUACGAUAAAUUCAGUGGACAGAACAUGGAAAAUCAGGAUGAGGAUUGUCUUUUUCUCAACGUUUUCUCACCAUACGAUCCUGAAGACGAAGGUAAACUCUAUCCGGUGUUGGUGUGGAUUCAUGGUGGUUCUUUUUUGGCUGGAUCUGGCGAUACUGGAAUUGAUAUGGAGGUAGUCGCCAAGAACUUCAUCUUCAAUGGAGUUGCGCUCGUAACGCUCAACUAUCGACUUGGACCACUCGGUUUCUUGAACUGGCAAGUCGGCGACAAGGUGGAAGGUAACUUUGGUAUAUGGGAUCAGUUGAUGGCUCUCGAAUGGAUUCAAGCGAAUAUGAAACAACUGAACGGCGAUCCAUCACAGGUGACGUUGAUUGGUGAAAGUUCAGGUGCAGCGGCUGUUUCCCUACUUGGCGUUUCACCCAGAACCAAGGGUUUGUUUACCGAUCUGAUGUUGUAG